This is a messenger RNA of Pristis pectinata (smalltooth sawfish), 2147 nucleotides long. RefSeq lists its product as uncharacterized. Lineage: Eukaryota; Metazoa; Chordata; Chondrichthyes; Rhinopristiformes; Pristidae. The transcript is spliced from 8 exons. The record is from RefSeq and is a predicted model, not a curated record. The coding region runs from base 439 to 846 and encodes 135 amino acids.
CUCGUUUUCCAUCUUGGAACCUUGCAGCCUAACGUAGAACUUAUCGAAUAACAAAAUCAGUUCCAACAGAAGACAAGGCUCUGACCCACUGAUGCCUCCAAGAUUCCAAAUGAGGUUCCAAUCUUCAGCCAUCUCUCUUCCAUGACAGAUCAUGGACACUGAUUAAUAAGCAGAACAGAAAUCAAGAAAGCUGCUAGCAAGAGAAGGCUGAGCCAAGGAAGGGGCUUUCAAGUGAAAGAACAUUUAGUUCUAUUGUAUUUCACAAUCUUAAUAGAAGGCUCCCUGGUUACAGUGAUGUGCCUCUGAACCACCUCCAAAUGAAAGAGUCUGGGGUGAGGUGGCAGCUUUGGUGAAGUAGUUAAAACUGAAAGCUCAAGACAAAGAAAUAAGAUUUCACGUGUGAAUCAAAGAGAAGACAUGAGAUAAAAGCCUGACCAAAUGUCUGCUGUAGCAUCACUUCCGUAUUUUCAUGGAAACAUCAGCAAAAAAGAUUGUGAAACUUUGUUUGAAGCAUAUGGGACAAAUGGAAGUUACUUAGUGCGGCAGAGUGAAACAAUUCCUGAUGCUUUAUGCCUCAGUAUCUUCUUUGAUAAAACUGUAUAUACAUACAGAAUUUUCAAAGAUCGUCGUGGACGUUUUAUGAUUCAGAGUGGAAACGGAACUAAAGAAAAGUUCUUCAAACGCCUGACAGAUUUAAUUGAUUACUAUGAAAAACCUGGCAAAGGUCUAGUGACACAUUUAUGUUAUCCUCUGCAAAGAAAUAAAGCUAAGAAAGAGGACGAAGGAUGCUCAAACAAUGUUUAUGAAGAAGUUGAUGAUGCAGAUUAUGUAGAAGUCCUUCCUUAAUGAAAAUAACAAAAUAACAAAAGAGGUACUACCGACUUUGUCUCCACAAAAUCCCCGAAAUCCACUUGCAGGAUAAAGGCACUGAUGUCCUUUCCAAAGUCAACAUCCCCAAAAGUUAAGUUCUAUUCAUGUUCAUUUGGCUGCAAUGGGCAGACCAGGUUACCUGCAUGCUCAACAUCAGACUCCUGAAAUAUGACUCUAUUGUGAGCUUCAUCACAGAUGAAGGGAAGAAAUGAUUUAAGGAUAAUUUUGAAGUCUCCUUGUAAAAAGGCAACAUCCCCACCAACUCAAAUCUCUGGUCCUUGACUGUGCAAAAUGGAGAGAUGCAUUCAGGGUGGCCUGAAGUCCACUUGUCUGUAGCACAUAGAAGGCCUGCAUAAAGGUGAAAGGUAGAUCCACUUCCCAGCCACAUCAAAUAUUUCCUGCUUCAAAUGUAGCAGAAUCUGUAGGACCAAUGUCAGCCUCAUCAGUCUCCAUAGAACUCACGGAACUGGAGUGGAAACAAGUUUAUCUCAAUCCCAUGGCACUACUUAAGAUGAAGAAAAUAUGUCAUGCAAGGCCUAGAAAUUCUGCAUUUUCACACAAUAUGCAAAUAAAUUUUAUCUAAAGUACAAUUGCAAAAAUCCAUUCCACUGCUGGGGAAACUGAAAGUGAAGGUUCUCCAAGAAUACAUCAAUCUUGCUUCGAUAUAUUCAUGAUUUAUCUCAUCUAAACUGAUCUUCCUUCGCUCAGUGCUGAUUUCCUCCAUGUAUCCUCAGAUAUCACCCUAAACCCUUAUGAAUCUUCUCCCUGUCUACCACUCUCAUCCUCUAUCUUACUUGAUCCCCAACCUCCUCCAUGAACUUCUUUCUACCCCCUUCAAUCCCCUCCCAAAACCCAAUUUAUCUCCCAAUACUAUUUUUAUCCCAACAACACCACCCAACUCCUGCAAAAAUUAUCCUCAUGCUCCCCACUUUUCUUCCCAUCUCCAAAGCUUCCCUUACCAUCAUUGUGUCGAUGGUGAAGGGAGACAAUCUGUUCCCAUCACUCUGCUAUGGUUUUCACCCUCUGCUAUAGUAGGGGAGAGUGAAAGAAAGGACUUUCAGCAUACUUGGGAGUGUUUCUAUUGCAUACAAAUGCUUUGGUCAUCAUACCCAGAAGUACAUGCUAUCCUGCGGUUUCAAACAAAAUUGAUGCAAGCCCCCUUAUCCAAUGACUUUUCAAAGCACAUGAUGCAGAAUCUGGAGGGCUUUGGCUCUUAGUUUGGAUAGACUAUGAAUGAGCCACACAACACACAUGACUACCUCUAGCUUUUCACCUUC